Clupea harengus (Atlantic herring) is the source of this 1284-nucleotide messenger RNA. Its product is annotated as pancreatic secretory granule membrane major glycoprotein GP2-like. Bases 1 to 1224 code for a protein of 407 amino acids. Lineage: Eukaryota; Metazoa; Chordata; Actinopteri; Clupeiformes; Clupeidae. The record is from RefSeq and is a predicted model, not a curated record. The transcript has 7 exons.
AUGAAUAUUUCAAACACAGGUUCUGUGACUACCAGCCCUGCGUUUGACCCUUGUCACAGCUACACUGUGCUGAAUGACGCCUGGAGGGCCACCACUAACCAGAACCAGUCAGUGAUAAGGUGCGACCGUAACGUCCAGUGGCAGGGUUGGUACCGCAUGUUCCACCAGGGGGCGAGCGUUCUGAUGCCUAACGUGUGUGUGCCUGACCAGCGCUGCGCUGUUGUUGACCCCUGUGAAGAGCUGUACUGUACUGAGGACGAGUGGUGUGGCCAGAAAGAUGGAGUCUACGGCUGCCUCUGCAAUGAGGAUCACCCGAGACCUUAUGCUGAGUCCUAUGACUCCGUGGAGUACUGUUCCAGCAGCACAGGCACCAUGUCUCUGUCUCGCUGCCAGCUGUUUGAAGAAGGCUUCUCUGCUGUCGCCCUCCACCUCAACGACCCCAGCUGCAACGGCACACUCCAAGAUGGCAGAGUGGAGUUCCUCUUCGACAAUGAGAAUCACACUUGUGGAACCACUCUGAGGAGCAACAGCACCCACUUCAUCUAUGAGAACUUAAUCCAGGGGGAGGCCAACUCAGCCGGUGGCCCCAUCAGCAGAGAGAGACGGAUACAACUGCUCUUCUGCUGUGUCUACCCCCUCACUCAGGCACUCUCCAUGGACAUGGACAUCAACCCCCUGGAGAGUGUUGUGACUAAGAAGUUACCAGGAGGUCAAGGAACCUACCGUGUCCGAAUGAUUCCCUAUGAAGAUGCAGGAUUCUCUAAUGCGUUCUCUGGGAAUGUGACUGUGGCGGUGAACCAGCGGAUGUACGUGGCUGUCCGCCUGGACGGAGUGGACAGCCGCCAGAUCGCCCUGGUGAUGGACUCCUGCUGGGCCACUCCUGUCAAUCAGGCAGACUACCACAUCCGUUGGGACCUCAUCAGAAACGAGUGCCCCAACCCCGAUGACGACACAGUGGAGCUGCUUCAGAAUGGCAACAGCACAUCAGGUCGCUUCUCCUUCAAGAUGUUCUUCUUCGUUGCAAACACCUCCAAGGUUUACCUGCACUGCAGCAUCCACCUGUGCUUGGUGGCGAGCAACGACUGCACAGCCGUAAGUUACCCCCAGAGGAAGCGUCGCUCUGUUGAUUUCCAUGACAGCGCCUCCAUCUCACUGGGGCCUCUGGUUGGGCCAGUGGCAGAGCAGGUAAACAUGGAUAAUUCAGCACUGACUACACCCAGCUAGUUGGCAAAUGUAUGUGUGUGUAUGUGUGUGUGUUGCGUGUGUGUGUGUGUGUGUGUGUGU